GGGGUCUCCUCUGCCACUUCCAGCUCUGCUUCCUGUCUUUUGUCAGUGCCACAGCUUCCAAAACCUACAACACAGCUGGUCUCACUACCAUUUUAUAGACCUUCCCUUUCACUCUUGCAAAUAUUCUUCUAUCACAACUCACUCCUUUCACUCUUCUCCACCCAGUCCACUCUGCCAUUGCUUUGAACUGUUGAACCCAAGUAUUUAAAUUUGUCUACCUUCACCACCUUUGCUCCUUGCAGUCACACCCUUACACCACCUUCCUUCUACACACACGUACUCCAUCUUAUGCCUACUGACUUUCAUUCCCCUUCUAUCUACUAUAAGGGGUGGAAUUACAGUGUGUAGAGUAUUAUUAGUAGACAGGAACAGUACUGGCUUCAGAUUUCAUUGGGCAUGUGCCACUUCCUGAUCUGUUUAAUAGAAUAAGCGCCAUUAUUAUUUUACCUUAAACAGUGAAGGCAGAAGAACAGGAGCUGAGAAAACCACCAGAAUUAAAGACCGCAAAGCUUUACAGAGAGUGGUACAGUCAGCAAAACACAUCACUGGGUAUGCACUCACUAACCUCCAGGACAUCUACACCAAACGAUAUCAGACCUGGGCAAAGGACCCUGUGCUGCAAUUAGCAGAAAUCAAAUAGAGAAAAUGUAUCAUGAAGACCAAGAAUCUUCUCCACCCAAAAAGAUUAAAAGACCAGGUGAAAGUGAACUGAAAAUAUCUAACCGUUUCUCAAUAAGAAUCAGUGAUGGAUUCAUACGUACUGUUGGCAAUGUUAUUGCACCUUUGGUAGCUGCACGAGCAUCGUUACAGAUUAUCAGAGAGCUGAGAGGUGCUCAGUUGGAAGAAACACUUGUAAAUGUACUGAGGCUGUGUUCGGCAUUUAUAAGACAAAUUCGCUCAGGGAGCAUUAUCAUUGAUGCUGAAUUUUUAAAACAGCCCUCUGCAUUAAAUGUGGCUGAUGUUAUACAAAAGCUGAAGUCUGAAAUGAAAACAAUAAUGCCAGCUGGGAAUUGUGUAAUUGAAGAAAUAAAAGAAAAAGAACAUCAUCAUCCAGAGCCUAAAGUUCAAGAAAUGGACCUUGCAUUUUAUACCUUGCAAAUGUUGAAAAAGGAACUCGGCAGAAUGAAACAUUCAAGGUUAGCCGAGGUGUUGGAUUUUCAGAAUGCAGAGGAAAUGAUAUCACGGAUUAUAAAAGAAUCACAAUCCUCUACAAAAGUGUGCCUUUUGUCACAAAAUGGAAAGGGAAAGAGUUUCAUUCUAAACCUGUUACUGCUUAUGACUGCAGACAAUGAUGAAGAAUAUCAGGAAUAUAUCAAAAACAAUGAAGGCAUCCUUCCAUUAACACAGGAGCAUCUGAUGGGAAAUUCAGAAAUUAUACCAGAAGUUUUUGCAGAGGAACUUGAAAAGUAUGAAGAUGAAAUUGACAGUGACCAGAAGAAAGAGAUAAUUACAAAAAUGAUCCAAAACUGCGAUUAUACAUCAUCAGUUUCAGAGAAAAAGAUGUCAGAAAUGAUCAAAGCUGAAGAGAAGUCAUUUUCUGCUCUGAAAAAAUACUGUGGUGGUAUGAAUCUCAGACACUUUCAAUCCUAUUUACUUCCUGAAAAAGGAACAAAGAAAGCUUAUAUGGCAACUACAAAGGCUGUUGUGCGUCUCCGUUAUGGACGGAUUUACCAAAUGAAAGUUGAAUAUAUGAACAAAGAAGAUCUUCAAAACCAGCUUUAUGAACUUGCAGAAAUUAAAAGAAAUCGCAAAGAAAACAAAAGAAGUGGCAGAACAGAAAAUAAACAAGAAGAAAUGCAUCAUGAUGCUUUACAAAAGAGGUUUGAGAUCCUUACAACACAUUUUCAGCAGUGCAGCUUUAAUGAAGAGGAUCUACUGAAACUUGAAAACUCAAAUUGCAUACUUCUGAAUGAAGCAGUAAAUACUUUUGAAGGGAGCACAGCAUAUUUUAUGGGACUUGGAAAAAAUGCAACUGAAGAUCGCCUGUUCAUCAGGGAGAAACUGCAAGAGAUGAUUACUUUGACAAAUGUAUCCACUGACCAGGAGAAACUUCAUGAAAUGAAAAUUGCAGCAGUGAAGGAAAUAGUAGUCUUUGCUCCAUGCAAACUUCUCUGUGGUCAAAAAGAACUAAUUGAAAUGCCUGGAACAGAUGAGUCUGACCCUCUUGCACUUCAUGACAUUGGAAACAUACUAGAUGAGGUGAAUGGUACCUUACUUUUGUCAGACUCUUCCUUCAAUAUUGGAGAAGCUGAUGUAAAGACAAUUCUUCGAGACAGUAAAUUCCUUCACAACUUUGUAAAAUCUCCAGAAGAAUACAUGUUGAUGUUCAUUACUUAUCCGGAGCAGAAGAAAAAUUCACAAUAUACAAAGGAAGACAAAAUUAUGGACAUGGAAUUUGUUAAAGAAGAGCCAAUAAAAAAGGAAGGAGAAAUUCAAUGUCUUGAAAGGCUUCUUGAGAAACAACUUCCAGAGAAUGUGAAAAAAAAUGUAAACUCCUCAGUGAUUUUGCCAGUUUUUCAUUGUUCACUUCUUAUGCAAGAGCAUGAUACCACUGAAAUUGUAAGAGAAUUUGAAAGUAAUCUUGAGCAUACUGGAGUAUAUAAAGUAAUGGAAACACUUGAUCAAUUUGGAUUUAUCAAUCUGAAGCCAAAGAUAGAAGAAGCAAAAGAUGCUUUAAUUCUUCUUAAAGAAAGAGCAGAACAUUAUUUAAAGAUGUGUGAAAGGGUAACAAAUCAAGCAGAAGAUGCAAUGAAAUCUUUCAGAAAGAGAGAAAUGAGUGAACUACAUUUUGAUAAUUUCUUCAAACAACAUGAAGAAAUACUAGUAGCAACGACACAGAGUCUUAAUACAACAAGAUACCGUUUCAUUGAUGGACAGGUUGCAGAAUUGCUGCAAAAAUGGGGAAGAAGUGCUUCAGAAAAGUGGAAAGAAAAUAAGGAGAAGGUGACAGCUAUGUGUGUAUUCAAUCCUAUUUACAAUGGAAAACGAUCCAAGGUAAAACUCUACAAUAUUGCUUAUGGUAGAUCUGAUGAGCUUGACAUGAAUCAAUUUCUGGAUGAUACGAGAAACGUAAUGAUGCAGUACAAGGAGGACACACUGACGUUGCUCAAAAAAACACUAAAACUUAUUGAAACUGAUAACUCCGACAUUGAAGCAUUGGUUAUGAAAGCAGUUGAUCUUGAAUUAGAGGAAGCUAUUGUCUGGUACAUGGGAAAGAUAAAAAUGCCAUUUGACAAUAAGAAGUUAAUACAACUUUUUGAAACCAGCCUGGUUGAUUGUCUGAAAUAUAAUCUCCUAGAAAUCACUCAUUUACAAAGUAUUGAAAUAGCUAAAGAAACGGUGACAAAACGAAUAGCAGCAGUUGUUGAAAAGGCUGGAGAAUAUUUUGAAGAUAACAUUGAAAAGAAACUUCAUCAACAAAGAUGGAAAAGCUUUCGUAGAAGAGUUAAUCCAAAAUCAGAUAAUAAAACACCAAGGCCACUGCAGACCACAAUGUCAGUUCUGAAACCGAUGACAGGAACCCUCACCAAAGAAAAAGAAGAAACAUUAAUUGUAAUUGAAGAGCUGAAAAAAAUGAUAAAAAUGGCUGAUGUAGCUUUAAAAGGAACAAAGAAGACUGAAGACAAGUAACAUCUCAACUUUAAUGAGAUAAUCUAUUUAGCUUGAUAUUUUACUUUAUUUUUAAUUCUGUUUGUUUUUAAGUAAGUCUGUUUAAAAUUAGACACGAUGACCAUUUAUAAAUAUAUACAGUAUUUCCAUUUUUGUUUAAGCAAGAGGAAUAUAAUAAUAAUAAUAAUAAUAACAAUAAUAAUAAUAAUAAUAAUAAUACAUUUUAUUUAUACAAGGUGCCUUUCAGAGAACUCAAGGACACCGAACAAACAAUAAAUAA
Molecule: messenger RNA, 3889 nt
Organism: Erpetoichthys calabaricus (reedfish)
Lineage: Eukaryota; Metazoa; Chordata; Cladistia; Polypteriformes; Polypteridae
Exons: 26
Coding region: 646-3630 (994 amino acids)
Source: RefSeq, a predicted model, not a curated record